AUGGUAAUAUUCGUGAGACUGCUGUUGCUACUAGUUCCUCAUACAUUAUGCAAAGAUGACAUUAAUAAGUACGGGGUGAAUGAGCUACACCUUCCACUUUAUGAAUAUCAUAAGUUUCAUCAGCCAGGAGACCUCAUUAUUGGGGCCAUCGCUUCUCAGACGUUCCUUGCCUACACUUCAAUAGCCUUCACUGAAGAUCCACAACAGGCGUUUGCUGAAGAACUUGCGGUAGUGAUUAAGAAUUACCAACACAUCCUGGCCUUGGCUUUUGCAAUCAAGGAGGUCAAUAAAACCCCUCACAUCUUACCCAAUAUCACCUUGGGCUUCUUCAUCUAUGACAGCUAUUUCAAUGCAAAGUGGACCUAUCAAUCCACAAUUAAACUUGUAUCUACAGGAAAGAAGUUUGUGCCCAAUUACGAAUGUGACACUCAGAACAACCCAAUAGCAGUUAUCGGGGGACUGGACUUUCAAACCUCCCUUCAUAUGGCUACUCUCCUGGAUAUCUACAAAAUCCCUCAACUCCAUCGCUUUCUAAGAGGUCUGUCAUUUAACAACAGUGUGGGGGACAAGGUUUCCUUUGACCACAAUGGGGUGUUAGUAGUUGGAUUUGAUAUUAUCAACUGGAUUGUUUCCUCCAACCAGUCCUUUCAGAAAGUGAAAGUUGGCAGAAUGGAUCCAUGCACUCCUCCGGACCAAGCGUUCACCAUUAAUGAAGUGGCCAUAACAUGGAACACCUGGUUUAACCAGACACAGCCUCUUUCUAUAUGUACUGAAAGUUGCCAGCCUGGUUAUAGUAAGAAAAUGAAGGAAGGGGAGCCGUUUUGUUGCUACAACUGCAUCCCAUGCCCAGAAGGGAAGAUUUCUGAUGAGAACGACAUGAAUGACUGUUACAAAUGCACAGAUGAAAAUUAUCCAAAUAAAAACCGAGAUUUAUGUAUUCCCAAGGAAACAAGCUUUUUGUCUUAUGAAGAACUCUUGGGGACCAGUUUAGCCUUUUUUGCUCUUUCAUUUGUUUUGGUAACAGGUUUGGUACUAGGAACAUUUAUCAAGUACCACAACACUCCCAUUGUGAAAGCCAACAACCGGAGCCUCACCUACACUCUUCUAGUAUCUCUCAUCCUCUGCUUCCUGUGUGCUUUCCUAUUCAUCGGCCCGCCUGAGAAGGUGACCUGUCUCCUUCAACAAACUGCUUUUGGCAUCAUAUUUUCAAUGGCUAUUUCUUGUGUGUUGGCAAAAACCAUCACUGUAGUUCUGGCUUUCAUGGUCACCAAGCCCGGAUCCAGCAUGAGGAAAUGGGUGGGGAAAAGACUGGCCAACUCUAUUGUUUUUUCCUGCUCUUUUAUCCAAGUAGGCAUUUGUACUAUCUGGUUAGUAACCUCUCCCCCAUUCCCAGAUGUUGAUAUGCACUCAGCAGCUGAAGAAAUUUUGUUGGAAUGUAAUGAGGGGUCUGUGAUUAUGUUCUAUGUGGUCCUGGGCUACAUGGGUAUUCUGGCCAUUGUGAGCUCCAUCCUGGCUUUCUUUGCCACGAAGUUACCUGAUAUUUUCAAUGAAGCCAAGUUCAUUACUUUCAGCAUGUUGGUGUUUUGCAGUGUUUGGGCAUCCUUUGUUCCAACCUACUUGAGCACUAAGGGAAAAUACAUGGCAGCUGUGGAGAUCUUCUCUAUCUUAGCCUCCAGUGCUGGACUGCUGGUUUGCAUUUUUUCCCCUAAAUGCUACAUGAUUCUUUUUAGGUCUGGACUGAACAACAAGAGACAGUUAAUGAAGAGAAAUGGAUAA
This is a messenger RNA of Gekko japonicus, 1776 nucleotides long. Its product is annotated as vomeronasal type-2 receptor 26-like. Gene Ontology annotation, biological process: G protein-coupled receptor signaling pathway. Bases 1 to 1776 code for a protein of 591 amino acids. Gene Ontology annotation, molecular function: G protein-coupled receptor activity. Gene Ontology annotation, cellular component: membrane. The transcript has 5 exons. Lineage: Eukaryota; Metazoa; Chordata; Lepidosauria; Squamata; Gekkonidae. The record is from RefSeq and is a predicted model, not a curated record.